Pseudomassariella vexata is the source of this 2067-nucleotide messenger RNA. Its product is annotated as DnaJ domain-containing protein. Gene Ontology annotation, molecular function: RNA binding; transmembrane protein transporter activity. NCBI's taxonomy places the organism in Eukaryota, Fungi, Ascomycota, Sordariomycetes, Amphisphaeriales, Pseudomassariaceae. The transcript is spliced from 2 exons. Gene Ontology annotation, cellular component: Sec62/Sec63 complex. Bases 1 to 2067 code for a protein of 688 amino acids. Gene Ontology annotation, biological process: post-translational protein targeting to endoplasmic reticulum membrane; SRP-dependent cotranslational protein targeting to membrane. The record is from RefSeq and is a predicted model, not a curated record.
AUGUCGUCCGACUACUCGUAUGAUGAUCAGGGGCAAUUCUACCCCUUCUUCAUUUUUACGCUGGCGACCAUCGUCACCGUCCCCCUCACUUACAGCUUGUUGCGACCCAGCAAAGAUGCUGAUGCACUUGCACCCCGAACCAAGACCGACUUCAAGGCUGAGCACCAGGACCUGGUAGACAAGCAACGCGCCGCCCAGAAGCGGAAGCAGCGCAAAGUGAAGCGCUUCGUUGCCGUGCUUAUCGGCUGGGCCCUGAUGGGCUUCAUGCUCUACCUGAUCAUUACGACCCAACGCACCGUAGCCAAGAUCUGGAAUCCGUACGACAUCCUGGGAAUCACUGAGUCUGCAACCGAGAAGCAAAUCAAAACCCAUUACAAGAAGCUAUCUGUCAGACUCCACCCCGACAAGGCCCGACCUGACCCAGCCAAAAAUGAAACGGUUGAGUCGUUGAACGACAAAUACGUCGAAAUCACAAAGGCAUACCAGGCGCUCACCGAUGAGGAGGUGCGCAACAACUACAUCCAAUUUGGCCACCCCGAUGGCAAGCAGAGCUUCAGCAUUGGCAUUGCGCUUCCCAAGUUUAUUAUCUCGGAUGGCAACGGCACAUACGUGGUCCUUGUCUAUGCACUGCUUCUGGGUGUGUUGCUGCCCUAUCUUGUUGGAUCAUGGUGGUAUGGAACACAACGGAUGUCCAAGGAAGGCGUCCUGAUUGAGAGCGCCAACAACCUCUUCCGCGAAUACAAUGACACCAUCGAUGAGGGCGGCCUGAUAACCGCAUUGAGCACAGGAAAGGAAUUCGAGGAACAACUCAAGGGCGACAAGGCCGAGUCUGGCCUUGCCAAGAUCGAAUCCAGAAUUCUAGCAGCGGGCGAGUUAUCACCCUUCGCCGGAGGUCUCCACGUGAAAGACAAGAUAAAGCUUGAGAAUCUCGAUAGCGGUGUCAGGAGAAAGGUAUUGGCGCUUCUGUGGGCCUACCUUGGUCGCGUUGAGCUGGACGAUCCGGCCUUGAACAGUGCCAAGUACAUGGUUGCGCCAAUUGCACAUGCCCUAACCCAGUCAUUUACCGCCAUCUCGCUCGCCUAUGGCAAUACGGUACCCAUCCUGACGUCGUACUUUACGAGCCAGCGCUUGAUUCAAGCACUGCCGCCCAAGGCGUCUCCUCUCUUUCAACUACCCCAUUUUACUCCUGCUGUCGUCAAGGCCAUUGAAGGAGACUCCAAAAUACACACUUCAGUUCAGCAGUUUAUGGACCAGCCCGAUGCGCGGCGACGGAGUCUUGUCGUUGGCAAAGGUCUUUUAACUGAAUCCCAAUACAAAGAGGCCUUGGCUGUCGCAAGACAACUGCCACAACUUCGAGUAGCCAAGGCAUUCUUCAAGGUCACUGGCGAGAAGUUCAUUAUUCCGUCGUCUUUGGUCAGCCUGGUGAUCAAGGGUCGUUUCAUCCCCCCUGGCAGCGUAGAUGCCCCCCCUGUCAAUCUCGACGAUCUUGAGGAUGUCGAUCCAGCUGAGGACGAUCUCAAUGCCUUGAAAAAGGGAGACACGAAGCCCAUCCUCCCGCCCAUCGCCUACGCACCUCGCUUUGCUCGUGACCACUCGCCGAGGUGGUUUGUCUUCCUCACGGACAGCAAGCAGGGUAAGAUGGCAGUCCCGCCUUUCACUUUCGCCACAUUCGAAAAGCCCAUCUUCACUGAGGAUGGAAAGCCGACGUGCAACAUGCAGACCCUCAAGGCCCAGUUUGCGGCACCUCCAGGGCCUGGUCAUUACACUUUCGUCAUGCAUGUCAUUUGCGACAGUUACGUUGGUUUUGAUACCAAGAUGGAGGUUACAUUGGUAGUCGAGGACGCCAGCAAGGCGGCGGCUAUGGACGCGGAGGACGAAAUCAGUGAACCGGACGAAGACUCUAUCGCUGGCCAGAUGAACGCUCUGAAAACUGGCAGCCUGCCAAGAACCGCCAAGCCCAAAAAGAGGAAAGACGAUUCGUCAGAUGAGGAAAGUGCCACAGAUGAAGAGGAGGACGACACGAGUGAUACCAACACUGACACAGAAGACGAAGACGGCGGGAAGUAG